GCCGCGGGCCUGUACCUCAGUUCGCUUGGUGGCCCGGCUUAGCUGCGUACGGCGUGGUUGCCAUGGCGGCAGUUGCCGCGGCGACAAGGGGGUGGCGGCUGCUGGUGCUGCUGUGUACCGCGGUGCUCGCGACCGCGGGCGCCCCGCAGCCCCCCAACAUCGUGCUGCUGCUUAUGGAUGACAUGGGAUGGGGUGACCUGGGGGUGUAUGGAGAGCCUUCCAAAGAGACCCCAAAUUUGGACCAGAUGGCCUCAGAAGGGAUGCUUUUCCCAAGCUUCUAUUCUGCCAACCCUUUGUGCUCACCAUCCAGGGCGGCUCUGCUCACAGGACGGCUGCCCAUCCGCAAUGGCUUCUACACCACCAACGCACAUGCCAGAAACGCAUAUACACCACAGGAGAUUGUGGGUGGCAUCCCUGACUCAGAGCACCUCCUGCCUGAGCUCCUGCAGAAGGCUGGCUACACCAGCAAGAUUGUGGGCAAGUGGCAUCUGGGUCACAGGCCCCAGUUCCACCCCCUGAAGCAUGGAUUUGAUGAGUGGUUUGGAUCCCCCAACUGCCACUUUGGACCUUAUGACAACAGGGCGAAGCCCAACAUCCCUGUGUACAGGGACUGGGAGAUGGUCGGCAGAUUUUAUGAAGAAUUCCCAAUUAAUCUGAAGACCGGGGAAGCCAACCUCACCCAGAUCUACUUACAGGAAGCCCUGGAUUUCAUCAAGAGACAGCAGAUGAAGCAACACCCCUUCUUCCUCUACUGGGCCAUUGAUGCCACGCAUGCACCUGUCUAUGCAUCCAGACCUUUCUUGGGCACGAGCCAGCGAGGGCGGUAUGGCGACGCUGUUCGGGAAGUCGAUGACAGUGUCGGGAAAAUACUGAGCCUUCUGCGGAACCUGGGCAUCGCAGAGAACUCAUUUGUCUUUUUCACAUCUGAUAAUGGCGCUGCCCUUGUGUCAGCUCCCAAACAAGGUGGCAGUAACGGCCCCUUCCUAUGCGGGAAGCAGACCACAUUUGAAGGAGGUAUGCGGGAGCCUGCGAUUGCAUGGUGGCCGGGGCAUAUUGCUGCAGGCCAGGUGAGCCACCAGCUGGGCAGCAUCAUGGACCUCUUCACCACCAGCCUGUCCCUUGCAGGCCUGAAACCACCCAGUGACAGAGUCAUUGAUGGCCUCGACCUCCUCCCCACUCUCCUGCAGGGCCAGCUGACCGACAGGCCGAUAUUUUAUUACCGUGGUAACACACUGAUGGCAGUCACUCUUGGCCAGUACAAGGCCCACUUCUGGACUUGGACCAACUCCUGGAGGGAGUUCAAACAGGGCAUCGAUUUCUGCCCAGGGCAGAACGUCUCAGGAGUCACAACUCAUACCCAGGAAGAGCACACAGAGCUGCCCCUGAUCUUCCACCUGGGGCGAGACCCAGGGGAGAGGUUCCCAAUCAGCUUUGUCAGUGCAGAGUACCAAGAUGUCCUCAGCAGGACCACCUGGAUUGUCCAGCAGCACCGGAAGGCCUUGGUCCCUGGACAGCCUCAGCUCAAUGUGUGUAACCAGGCCGUCAUGAACUGGGCGCCCCCAGGCUGUGAAAAGUUAGGGAAGUGUCUGACACCCCCAGAGUCUACUCCCACCAAGUGCUUAUGGCCCCAUUAGCACCUGCUUGGACCCAGGCCAGGCCCGGAAUCUCCAUGCCCCAGGGUAGGAAGGCUCUGGCCUGGUACCCCACACUGGAAGAGUUCCAGCUGCCCUCUGCCCUGCCCACCCCCAGAGGGACAGCACCUGCAAGCAGCAGCAGGGCCCAAAGACCACACAUGCCGGAGUCCACACCUGCCUGAAGGAAGCCUGGCCCUGGAGCCCACGCCCCAGCACUCUUGAUCUGCCCAAGCUGGCUGUGAAGUAGGUGGUUCUGACCACUCUGGGCCUGCCCAUCGCCCAGUGCUCCAUUCCAGGGUCUGGAGGCCAUGGUGAACUGCCUCCUUGAUGUUCCUGUGUGUUUCACCCUUGGUGUGAUUCUGUGCUGUGGAGACCGAGCCCCCACCCUCCAUCAGCCCUCCCUGUCAUCCUGUCUCUUCCUGCUCCACCUGCUGGGCUGGGAACAGGAGGGGACAGAAUCCAGGCAGGUGGAGCUGAUGUCGCUGCUCUAUGGAGACAGGAGCAUGACAGCGCCCUGGGUUCUCCACCACUGGCCCAGCACACAGGCCAUCUGCUGCAGCUGCCACCUGUCAUGUCUAAGCACCAGUGUCCCAGACCCCUUCCCUGAAGUCUUGUGGGUGAGCUUUCAUAUCUGUGCAAUUGCUGGCAUACAAAGCUGAGCUGUAAAAGUCAAGAGAUUGCAAAGAGGCAUAGAAUAAAGGAACAGGAAGCAUUUCAGCUCAGUCGUCCUGUUUUUCACAAAGGCCUGGGCACUGUGCUGGGCAGGCAGAUGGGCUCCUCGAUCCCUGGCCAGUGGGAAGGAAGGCUCUGGUCUCCGCACUCCCACGCUGGUCCCCACCCCAAGGUGAGAGGGGAUCACACUCCUCUGCAGGCAGACAGACGGGCCUGCACCCUCAAGGUG
Castor canadensis (American beaver) is the source of this 2535-nucleotide messenger RNA. It is a transcript of the gene Galns, whose product is annotated as galactosamine (N-acetyl)-6-sulfatase. The record is from RefSeq and is a predicted model, not a curated record. Gene Ontology annotation, molecular function: N-acetylgalactosamine-6-sulfatase activity; arylsulfatase activity. Lineage: Eukaryota; Metazoa; Chordata; Mammalia; Rodentia; Castoridae.